Dimorphilus gyrociliatus is the source of this 519-nucleotide messenger RNA. The record is from the annotation of a GenBank genome assembly. Lineage: Eukaryota; Metazoa; Annelida; Polychaeta; Dinophilidae.
CCUUUAUGUUGCAAUGUCCAUUUGUAGUCAAUAGACCGUAUUUUUAAUUAUGAAUAACUUAGUCAGGAAUCUAAGACUUUCAUCAAGACAAUUUCAAGUAACUCUAGGAAGCAGAGGUAGUAUCUUAAUUUGAAAAAUUAUGAACAAAUCAUUGUAAAUGAAAAAUAAGAAAGGAAAUUCUUAUCUCUUAGUAUUAUCGCCCGCCUCAGCAUGGUUCACCCAGAGGACGUUUGCAAAUCACCUCAAAUUGGAAUUAAUAAAGAUGGUUCAGCAAUUAUUUGUUGGCAUCCGGAAGAACUAGAUUUUCCUUACGAGCAUACUAAACCUAUAGUCAGGACGGAGGCUGAUCGAAUAAGCAACAACACUGCAUCUGAAGUUCUAAACACUUUCCCAGAACAAAGAGACCCUUCGAAUGAGGAACUUAUGCAAAUGUUUUAUACAACAAAACAUCAAUGGGCACCUAAGCCUGGAAAAAGAUAUAUUAAAAGUAGAGUUAUUAGAGAUCGUGAGGGAUUGUAG